CUCCUCCUCCCGGCCUCCGUUCUUGGCGAAGCGUCUGGGCCGCUUCGCGAGCGGGGAGAGCGACGGCGCCGCCAUAUGCGCCGCACUGCGCCCCAGACGCCGCCGCCGCCGGAGGAGCCGUGCCCCUGACAGCGCGGUUCAAUGGGCAGCUCCCACCUCCUCAACAAGGGCUUGCCGCUCGAAAAAGGAGAAUUCAAGCAUUUGUUUUGAGGAAAAAAGAAAAAAAUACUUUGGACUUUGCAAACAGAUGUUAAAAAAUGAAAGUAAAAAUUUGAACUCGAGCCCCAAGAUACAGAGCUUGCACAGUGGAUAAGAAGUUUUAAAAGCUUUGGUUCAAGAUUGCAGGAGGCUGAAAGAAAAAUUAAAGACAUGAGAAGGAGGAUCAAAUGACAGGUUGCUGUGUUGACUUCCAGUACUGAAGAUUGUAAAUAGCUGAGAAGUGGAAUUAAUGACUCUGGAACUGAAACCCAGUUUAAGAAAUGUCAGGCAUUCGACCACCAAUCAUGAACGGGCCUAUGCAUCCACGUCCUUUGGUAGCACUGCUGGAUGGCCGGGACUGCACGGUGGAAAUGCCAAUCUUGAAGGACGUCGCCACUGUUGCAUUUUGCGAUGCACAGUCCACGCAAGAAAUUCACGAAAAGGUACUAAAUGAAGCAGUGGGUGCCCUGAUGUAUCACACCAUCACUUUAACCCGUGAAGACCUGGAGAAGUUUAAAGCACUUCGAAUAAUCGUUAGAAUUGGAAGUGGUUUUGAUAACAUUGAUAUUAAAUCUGCUGGCGAUUUAGGGAUUGCAGUGUGCAAUGUUCCGGCUGCAUCCGUGGAAGAGACAGCAGACUCUACAAUGUGCCACAUCUUGAACCUGUACAGACGAACCACCUGGCUUCAUCAGGCCUUGCGAGAAGGCACGAGGGUGCAGAGCGUGGAGCAGAUCCGGGAAGUUGCUUCUGGGGCUGCAAGAAUCCGAGGGGAGACCCUGGGCAUUAUUGGGUUAGGACGAGUUGGCCAAGCGGUUGCACUACGUGCAAAAGCCUUUGGCUUCAAUGUCAUUUUCUAUGACCCGUACCUCUCAGAUGGCAUGGAACGUGCUCUUGGACUUCAGCGGGUGACGACUUUGCAGGAUUUGUUGUUUCACAGCGACUGCGUCACCCUCCACUGCAGCCUAAACGAACACAACCACCAUCUUAUUAACGACUUCACCAUUAAACAGAUGCGACAGGGAGCCUUCCUUGUGAACAUGGCUCGAGGAGGGCUAGUAGAUGAAAAAGCACUUGCACAGGCCCUGAAGGAAGGAAGGAUACGAGGGGCAGCCUUGGACGUACACGAGUCAGAACCGUUCAGCUUUAGUCAGGGUCCCCUGAAGGAUGCGCCAAAUCUGAUCUGUACGCCCCACGCUGCCUGGUACAGUGAGCAAGCCUCAAUAGAGAUGCGGGAGGAAGCGGCCCGAGAGAUCCGGAAAGCCAUCACAGGUCGCAUUCCGGACAACCUGAGGAACUGUGUCAACAAAGAACAUUUGACUGCAGCUACGCAUUGGGCCAGUAUGGACCCAGGAGUUGUUCACCCAGAGCUCAAUGGCGCUGCGUACAGCAGGUAUCCUCCCGGGGUUGUAAGCGUGGCUCCGCCUGGCCUACCUACCGCAGUAGAAGGAAUAGUCCCCAACGCCAUGUCCUUAUCGCAUGGGCUUCCUCCUGCUGCCCACCCUCCCCACGCUCCUUCUCCUGGCCAGACAGUCAAACCGGAAGCCGAUAGAGACCACCCUAACGACCAAUUGUAGCCUAAGAAAACAUCAUUCCCAACACAGGCAACUUUGGAAAGCGUGCGGAAAACCGAUUGGACUUUGAAUAGAUGCAAAAUCAUGAACACACAGAGGAGGCCAUAUUAUGUUUUUAGAAAGUGGUCCAAUAUGCAGUAUAAUGAGAAAUGGUGGGAAGAUGAAAGAUUUGAAAACUUUAUUCCUCCAUAUAAAAUGUAGUUUGUCCCUGUUCAGUGACCUGAUUCACUGUUUCUGUGUCCUAUGGGUUCUUUGUUAAGCCAGAGAAGUUAGUAGUUUAAUUAUAUCAUGAAUGUACUUGUCUGUGUACAGUUUUUAGAACAUUAACAAGGGUUUGUUUGCUUAGUUGUCAACAAGAAAAAAAAAUAUAUAAGGGAGGCAUUCGACAAACCAUUUUUGAGAUUCGGGAUCCUUUGUUUUUUAUAUGUUUAAAAAUGCCUAAAAACGAAGCAGUUGGUGAACUUCUCAGGACAACGAUUUUUCCCAUUUUUCUUUCUAUGCCACACAGUGCAUUGUUUUUUCUACCUUCUUGUCUUAUUUUUUUAGAAUAAUUUAAUAAAGUAAAAAACAGUUUCUCCUAAUUUCGGCACAAAUUCCCCUUAUUUCAGAAUGAAGACAUUUCAAAGAGAUUUUGAGGUGCAAAAUAAAGGUUUUUUAUAAACGAGCAUUAUGCUUUUGUCACCGGUUAAUAUAUAUUAUUGGUGGGAUGCAGAGAGAGAGAGAGAGAGAGAGAUUGAGAGAGGCACUAGACUACUGAAAAGUAGCUGCAUUUCAUUGCCUACAUGGAUUCCUUCCUGGUAAUGUGGUAGGCUAGCAAUAUUUUGGGUUAAAAUCAUGUUUGUGACUGUGUCCAUUUGUAUGAAUUAUUAUUUUCAAGAAAUAAAAAUUCCAAACAAA
Molecule: messenger RNA, 2666 nt
Organism: Zootoca vivipara (common lizard)
Lineage: Eukaryota; Metazoa; Chordata; Lepidosauria; Squamata; Lacertidae
Gene: CTBP1
Product: C-terminal binding protein 1
Biological process (GO): regulation of transcription by RNA polymerase II
Cellular component (GO): nucleus
Molecular function (GO): oxidoreductase activity, acting on the CH-OH group of donors, NAD or NADP as acceptor; DNA-binding transcription factor binding; transcription coregulator binding
Source: RefSeq, a predicted model, not a curated record